Messenger RNA from Stylophora pistillata, 1747 nucleotides. RefSeq lists its product as uncharacterized. Gene Ontology annotation, molecular function: calcium ion binding. The record is from RefSeq and is a predicted model, not a curated record. Lineage: Eukaryota; Metazoa; Cnidaria; Anthozoa; Scleractinia; Pocilloporidae.
AUGCGUGACUUUUGCCGUGUGUACGGAAAGGGUGUUAAAGUUAGUGGAGUGAGACAAAUCUACAAGCAGAGGCCAGGCUCUCUUCCUUUGUACUGUCGAAAGCCAAAAGCCAAGGUGACAUUGCACGAUCAAGAAAGUGCUCCUUUGUUGCAGUGGUUGGAUUUUGUGACAAAACAAAAUGGAGGCAAAAGAGCUGAAAGGGCGAAAGACUUCUCUGAAGCAGAUCAAUGUCGUACUUUGGGCUUCACGUCUGGAAAAGCAUUUAAUAGUAAACGCCUCGUAAACCACGUGAUUCGUGUCGUUGAAGUCAAGGUGAAAAAGUUUUGCGAAGCUUUAUGUCUCAUGGAACCCGACUGCGUCAGCAUCAAUCUUGAUAACCGAAUGGAAAGAAACGGAAAGUACAAAUGUGAAUUGAAUAAUGUUACUCAUGAAGGACACGAACGCGCGCUGAUAAAGGAAGAAAAUUAUUUUUAUCAUGCGGCUGAGGGAAUCUUCCUUUCAGAUAUUAAUAAGUGUGUUGAGGGAUCAUACAGCUGCAGUGUUGACGCUGUGUGUAACAAUAGCAAUGGAUCGUACAAAUGUACGUGUAAACAACAAUACUAUGGAGAUGGAUUGACGUGCGAAGGUCCUUUCCUUCAUUCGUGUAAAGAAAUUUACAAAAGUAAAAGAGCGCUUGCGUUCAAAACUUCUCCAAGAAUAACGCCACUUGUCAAAGCGGUUUUACCGACAAAGGAUAUCUCCGUUUGUGUACUGCUGCAUUCAAAGGUCAAAACUGUGACGAGGGGAAACUUCCUUUCAGAUAUUGAUGAGUGUGUUGAGGGAUCGCACAGCUGCAGUGUUGAUGCUGUGUGUAACAAUUCUAAGGGAUCGUACAAAUGCACAUGUAAACCACAAUACCAUGGAGAUGGAUUGACGUGCGAAGGUCCUUUCCUUCAUUCGUGUAAAGAAAUUUACAAAAGUAAAAGGUCAGAGGAGAAUAGAGCUUAUCAACUUCUAGUGGAUCAUAGGAAGGUCAACGUUUACUGUCACAUGACUGAUGACCUUGAGGGCUGCGGGGGCGCUGGAUGGACGACGGUAAUGAAAAUGGACGGCAACAAGUCAACCUUCCACUUCGAUUCGAAACUCUGGAGUAACAUGAGUGACUUCAAUCGUCAAGGAGGGGGGACUGGUUUUGACUUUCAAGAGACCAAGCUACCGACCUACUGGAACACAUCCUUCUCCAAGAUCUGUCUAGGGAUGAACAUCGGUAAUCUAUCCAGAUUCAUUCUCAUCAAAAAGCAAGCCAGGUCUUUGCACUCACUUAUCGCUGACGGGCAAUAUCGUGACACGUCACUGGGUCGUGACACGUGGAAGUUACUGAUUGGCUCCGAGGCAUCCUUACAGUCGAAUUGUAAUAAGGAAGGGUUCAAUGCUGUUACGGGGAAAAUUCAUACUUCAAAAGCAAGAAUCGGUAUCAUUGCUAACAACGAAAACCAUUGCCGCGGAUGUGAUUCCAGAAUUGGCUUUGGCACAGGUGGGUAUGGAGAUGACUCCAACACGUGUGGGAACGAAGCAACGCACUUUCCAGAUAAUGGAGAGAGACACAUCAAAGCCAUGGGGUACAUCUUGGUUCAGUGACAAGGAAAUCCAUCUAAUCCUAAAGAAAUGGACACGAAACCAACUCUAAAUGACUUGUAAAUAUUUAGUUGUAGCAAAAGAGGUCUCAAUAAGAAAUUAGUCACCGAGUCUGAACUAUUUUUGUUUUAUC